AGUAUUACCAUAAUUUGUAUAUUUAUAAUACAAUGGCUGAUUUUCAAGAACAGUUAAAACAAUAUCGCCUUAAAAAGCGAAGGAAAAAAACAAUUGAAAAUUUAAAAGAUAAAUUUUACAGAUUUUUAAUGUUUGGCACUGGUUCCCCUAAAGAAACUACAAUCGAUUUGCAACAGCCUUCAAAAAACCAUCCCGAACUUUUCGAAGAAAACUCGCACGAUGGCUCUUUGUCCUCCAGUGCGAACGAAUUUGUGGAAGAAAGCAGCAUUAUGCCCGAAACCGAAGACCAUUCAGGGGGGAACGUACUCAAGUAUACUCUUUGGACUGUAUAUCUUCUUUUUUGGAUAACUCUCUAUGUAAUAGCCAUUGAACUGAAGUUUGGAUUGGUUUAUCUUAUGUUUUCCGCACUGUUUGGUAUUUAUUUUAAUACGCGAACGGGCCCAAAAAAACAAAACGAAAUUAGCGCAUACAGUGUUUUUAACAAAAAUUUUGAGAGUAUAGACGGUACACUGAAAGCAGAGCAAUUUGAACGUGAAAUUCGAUAUGGCUCGGGAAGUGUAAAAUAAAAUGAUUUAUUUGUAUAUGGAGCUUAAGCUUUUUUAUAUCUAUUAUAGAGUAUUCAAAAUCUUAUAAAAUUUAAAGUUAACGUACCACAUUUUUCUGAAUCUUUCAAAUUCAUUCAUGUACAUACACUGCCGAUCAAUAGAAUAGACUCAAUGCA
Drosophila pseudoobscura is the source of this 721-nucleotide messenger RNA. It is a transcript of the gene Saysd1, whose product is annotated as SAYSVFN motif domain containing 1. The transcript has 2 exons. The record is from RefSeq and is a predicted model, not a curated record. Bases 33 to 566 code for a protein of 177 amino acids. NCBI's taxonomy places the organism in Eukaryota, Metazoa, Arthropoda, Insecta, Diptera, Drosophilidae.